Molecule: messenger RNA, 576 nt
Organism: Onychomys torridus (southern grasshopper mouse)
Lineage: Eukaryota; Metazoa; Chordata; Mammalia; Rodentia; Cricetidae
Product: chromatin target of PRMT1 protein-like
Exons: 1
Coding region: 1-576 (191 amino acids)
Source: RefSeq, a predicted model, not a curated record
AUGGCUGCACAGUCAGUGCCAAAAGUUGUGCUAAAAUGCACCACCAAGAUGUCUCUAAAUGAGUGCUUUACUAAUACGCUGAAGAUCAAACAGCCGAUGCCAGUGAAUAUCCAGGCUUCGAUGGGGCGGUGGCAGCAGCAGCAGCAGCAGCAGCAGCAACAACAACAGCUACCCAGUGCCAGAAACAGAAGACUAGCCCAGCAGAUGGAGAAGAGAACCUCUGUCCAGGCAGCAUUAAAACUUAAGCAGAUCUUAAAGCAGCAUCUGGGUGAGAGUAACAUCCAGGCAUGUUUAUGCCGACCCACAGGUGCCCUGGCCAGGGAAGUAAUUGGAGGAAGAGGCCUACUCGUAAUCCAGAGAGACUUGCCCCGAGGAGGACUACGUGGGGGACGUGCCACCAGAACCCUGCUUAGGGGUGGGAUGUCACUCCCAGGUCGGGGUAUGAUAGGUUGGAGAAGAGGCCGAGGUCAUGGCAGAGGGAGAGGUGUCCUCACGUGCCCUGUAUGGACAACCAAUUGGAUGCGUACAUAUGAAAAACUAAAAGACAGCUGGAUGCUGAGUUGGAGGCCUACAUAG